UUAAUUAUAUUGUGCGGGAAAAAUACGCUUUAUAAUAUAUAAUAAUGAUGAUGCUGUUACUUAUGGCGAUAUUAUUUGCUGUCACGGAAGCAGGUGUAAUAGACAAAGUAGCAAACUGCGUUGUUGUCAACAAUAUCAAAUAUGAAAAAGAAAUCUUGUCAAGUAAUGUUGAAAGUCCGUACCAGUUGGUUAUCGACCAUGACACCAACACUCUCUUCUUCAGUUACACUGCACGAAGCGAUGAAAUGUUCAAAUCAGCUUUCCUAAAUUUGAAAACUAAUGAAUUCGGCGUUAUUCCCGGUAUCCGUGGAGGCUUUGCGAAUGCUGUUAAUUAUAAUGCUCACAUCGUCUAUCUAGGUGGAGAAGACGGUAUCUACCAAUUUGAUUAUAAAACUAAAAAUGCUACCAAACUAAACAUUACGCAAAAUAACAUUUGGCAAAUGUUUUACAAAAACGGAUUAUAUUUCACAACUUACCCUCAUGAGAAAGCCUAUAUCUAUAAAGGUGAUAAAGUAGAAGAAGUGGCGCAAGUAAAAGAUCACAGAGUAAUGGUCAUUGGAGUUAAUAAUGAUGGCAAAAUCGUGUACACCAAUUCUUCUGGAAUCUUCCUUUACGAUAAUGAAACCAAUCAAACUACUCUUCUUAGCUACCAUGUUGCUAACGCUGUUACAAAUGAUUUAGUGGGAAAUGUGUAUGUUUCAACUGCAAAUGGAAUUUACUCCGUAAAUGCUACAACUAAAACUCUUAAAGAGCUAGUGAAAAUAGACAACAUUUAUGGAGUGGCUAUGGAAAACAAUGAAAACAUUAUAUACGCGGCUGAGAAUAGCAUAAUUAGAUUAAAACCUUCCGAUAAAGUAUGUGUUGACGAAAAUAUGUUAGCUAAAAAUCUAGUUGAAAUAGAUCCAUGA
Molecule: messenger RNA, 908 nt
Organism: Spodoptera exigua (beet armyworm)
Lineage: Eukaryota; Metazoa; Arthropoda; Insecta; Lepidoptera; Noctuidae
Source: the annotation of a GenBank genome assembly